AUGGAGUGGUUCUGCUUCUCUGACAAAGUUGCUGAGAGCAUUGGUGCAUGGGCCGGGCCCCAGGCUGAGAGGCGAGCGCGACGCCGCUUCCGCCGGAAGGGGCGGGGCCAUCACGGGGCCAGCCAAUGGGCGAAUACGGCGGGUCACGUGAUGAGACACGCCCUGCCGGAAGCUGGAGGACCUGGCCUCGCGCUGGGGCGGGUCGCGGGCGCCUCCGGGUCCCCGCGUCGCUCGGGCCUCGCGCUCCUCGCCAUGUCCCGUCCGGGCCGGGGUCGGGGCCGGGGCCGGGAAGCAGCGGCCGUGGGCGGGCCCGAGGCCGAGGCCCCGAGGCUGCCCGAGCUGGUGGAGGAGCUCACGACCGCGGGGGAGCCGCAGCUGGACGCGGGCAAGAUGAAGGCGCUGAAGAAACUCUGCAAGUCCUCUGUGGAACAGCUGAGCCACGCUUACCACCUGCUGAAGGCCCAGCUGAGCCAAGAGCACGCCCAGGUCCGCCUCUCUGCUUUCCAGGCCAUGGAGCAGCUCUUUACCAGGUCGCACCACUUCAGAACACUACUGGUGUCCGACUUCCAGGAGUUCCUGGAGCUCACCUUGGGCACGAACCACACACUGCCUCUGCCACCACCUCGAGAGGUGGCCCAGCGGCUGCGACAGGCAGCCCUGCAGGCUGUCAAAGAGUGGACGGCUCAGUAUGGCGCAGCUUACAAGAAGCUGGACUUGGGUUACCACUUCCUGAGGCACAGCAAGCAGGUGGACUUUCAGGAUGUAGAUAUGCGGACUCCAGCAGAACGGCGGCGGGACGAAGAGAGGCAGAGGCACUUGGACCGAAUCUACCAGGACCGUACCCAGCAGGCUGCAGGCCACAUGGAGGAAAUGUCUGUGGAGAUCCAGCGCUGUCUCACAGAACUGGAAAACUGCUUUGAGCUGCUGCUGCCCUUUGACCUCACUGAGGCUUCAGGUGUAGCAUCGAACACUAUAGAGCACCAGGGGGAGGAGGAGCAGCCAUGCUGCAGCAAGAGCCUGCCAGAAAUGAAGCCCCCUGCAGCCACCCCUCGGGCCUCCUCCGAGGACGAAGAUAGUGACCAGGAUGAGUUUGUGCGGUGCCACGGACUGGGCUCCCACAAGUACACACUGCAGGUGGACCUGUCCACAGAUGUCCUGAAGUUACAGGAGGACGAGGACAACAGUGCUGUCAUAUACUCUGCAAGGGAUGCGCUCAAGCUGAUCCGCAAUACAUUCCUGCCAGCUGUGUGCUCUUGGGUCCAGCUCUUCACCCGGGCGGGGGUCCAGGGCGGACUCCUGCAGAAGGCCAUCAGCCUGAAGGUGGAGUUGGAGACAGCCCUGCAGAGGGGAAGGGUUCUGGCCAUUGAACCCCAGGGACUACCCCAGAUGGCUGCCACGGGGGACACAGACGAAGAGGAGGACUUUGUAGAUGUCCCAGAGAAGGAGGGAUACGAGGCACACAUCCCUGAGCAUCUGCGGCAAGAAUACGGGCUGGAGGAGGAGCCCAGGGCGCAGGGCCCAGCAGCAAGGACAAGAAUGAGCAGGGAGGAGGAGUCGUGUGACCCCACCACAGCUGCAGCUCAGCCAUAUUGUCACCCUCGUCCCCUGCCACCCAGGACACCACCAGAGUCGGAAGAGUCUAGGAGGCUGGCGGCAGAGCGGGCCCGAGCGCCUGUGGUGCCCUUUGGUGUAGAUCUGUGCUACUGGGGACAGGAGCAACCUCCACAGGGAAAGAUUCUCAGAGCUGACUCUGAGCACCGCUUCUGGAAGCCCAGUGAAGCAGAGUUGGAGGUGGACAGUGCUGCUGUGACCGAGACACUGCGCACUCGGCGCAUCACGUUUGCAGGAACAUUUGAGCCAGUGCAGCACCGGUGCCGUGCCCCACGGCCUGACGGCCGGCUGUGUGAGCGCCAGGACAGGCUGAAGUGUCCUUUUCAUGGGAAGAUCAUCCCAAGAGACAACACGGGACAGCCCCUCCGUGAGGAGGACAGAGCACGGGAGCAGCAGCAGCGGCUGCAGAAAGAGGCCCAGCGGCCAGACUGGAAGGACCCUGAGUUCCUGCGAGAUGUGGAGGCAGCCACAGGGGUUGACCUUGGCUCAUUGCGGUGUGGCAAAGGCAAGCGUAAGAAGAGGAAGAAGCACCCAGGCCUGAUGGACCUUAAGCAGCAGGCUGACACGCCCCGUGCACGCAUCGCCAAGAAAGUGUUCGCCAAGGCAUCCGUGCAGAGGGUGGCGGCAGCCAUGAACCGGAUGGAUGAGAAGAAGCACGAGAAGUUCGCCAACCAAUUUAACUACGCACUGAAGUAGAGGACGCACUGCCCACACU
Messenger RNA from Suncus etruscus (white-toothed pygmy shrew), 2326 nucleotides. It is a transcript of the gene UVSSA, whose product is annotated as UV stimulated scaffold protein A. Gene Ontology annotation, molecular function: RNA polymerase II complex binding. The record is from RefSeq and is a predicted model, not a curated record. NCBI's taxonomy places the organism in Eukaryota, Metazoa, Chordata, Mammalia, Eulipotyphla, Soricidae. Gene Ontology annotation, biological process: response to UV; transcription-coupled nucleotide-excision repair. The transcript is spliced from 14 exons. Bases 1 to 2307 code for a protein of 768 amino acids. Gene Ontology annotation, cellular component: chromosome.